Lemur catta (Ring-tailed lemur) is the source of this 1830-nucleotide messenger RNA. RefSeq names its product exo/endonuclease G (gene EXOG). Gene Ontology annotation, biological process: apoptotic DNA fragmentation. The transcript has 6 exons. Gene Ontology annotation, molecular function: 5'-3' exonuclease activity; metal ion binding; nucleic acid binding. The coding region runs from base 6 to 950 and encodes 314 amino acids. Gene Ontology annotation, cellular component: mitochondrial inner membrane; nucleus. Lineage: Eukaryota; Metazoa; Chordata; Mammalia; Primates; Lemuridae. The record is from RefSeq and is a predicted model, not a curated record.
UUAAGAUGGCUGCCAAAAGUCUUGCUUCCCGCCUCAAAGGCUCCCGGCGUUUUCUGAGUGGCUUUGUGGCCGGGGCUGUAGUGGGAGCCGCAGGAGCCGGGCUCACUGCUAUGCAGUUCUUCCGGAAUCAGAGCGCUGGGGCAGCGUUGGCAGUGAGGGAACCGGCCGGAUCUGCAGAAAAUGCUCUCUUGGGACAAUUUGGAUUCCCUUUAACUGGAACAGAGACAAGGUGUUACACUAAUCAUGCCUUGUCUUAUGAUCAGGCAAAGCGGGUGCCUAGAUGGGUUCUUGAACAUAUUUCCAAAAGCAAGAUAAUGGGUGAUGCAGACAGAAAACAUUGUAAAUUCAAGCCUGAUCCUAACAUCCCUGCAAUCUUCAGUGCCUUCAAUGAGGACUAUGUCGGAAGCGGGUGGUCACGAGGACACAUGGCUCCAGCGGGAAAUAACAAAUUUUCAAGUAAAGCCAUGGCUGAAACCUUUUACCUUUCGAAUAUUGUACCUCAGGAUUUUGAUAAUAAUUCUGGAUAUUGGAACAGAAUGGAAAUGUACUGUCGAGAACUGACAGAGAGGUUUGAAGACGUUUGGGUAGUAUCUGGGCCUUUGACCUUACCUCAGACUACAAAUGAUGGAAAGAAAACAGUUAGUUACCAGCAAAGCAAAGCAAAGCAAAGCAGGAGGAAACCCUGGAGAGGGUGGUGCCACAGGAGCCAGGGCAGGAGAGGAUUCCAGAAAGGGCUGCUGGAACCAAGUGGAACGCUGCUGGGGGACACAGAAGAUGAGGACCAAGAAGGCGCUGCUGGACCGAGCCACGAGGAGGUUCCGCGUGCUGGCAGCGCGCUUUGGCGAGUGUUGGGCUGGCUGCAGCGGUGGGGUGCCGUGGACCAAGGAGGAAGCCGGUGUCCGGUGUCACAGGUCCAAGGCAGCCACGGCUUCCGCCUGCCCCUGGCUUGACACAUGGGUGCCGUCCAUCCCUCCUCAGGGCUCCGACUGGGAGUCCUAGAAGGCAGGACCGGGGUGUCCUCUGCUGGGGGGCAGACUGCUCUGCCCACGCCCACUCGUCCUGGACCAGCCCACACUCCCUGCCGUUUUCCUGGGAAGAUAACCGCAAGUCCUUCGCGGUUCUGGGACUCUCCCUCUCCCAGCCCCCAGCACCACUGUUCUCCAGACUUGGUCAGGAUGAGCCCUUCUCACGGGCUCCUUGGGCCUCUGCCACCACCCUUGUCAAAUCUCAGCACAAGAACAGAGCCCAGACCAGGCGAUGUAAGCCAUUUAUUGGUUUGUUUUAAAAAUAUGUAUUUUAUUUAUACACGACGUUUGGUGAGAAGUGCUUGAUUAGUUCAGACAACAGCUGGCACUGAUGCUUGUCCCCCUCCUUCUUCCUACCCUCUUCUCCCCUCCUGCUGGCCACUGUGCAGUUCUGGAAAUAAAAUGAGAGCCAUGCUAAAAGCUAAGGGGUCGGGUCUAGCUCGUCCCUGCCCUUAGCCACACUGUCUGCAGACGGCCCUGGGCACCUGUCUCUAGGCUCUCGGGCUGUCCACACACACAAAACCACAGUCUCCUUCCGGCCAGCUGGGCUGGCAGCCCGGCCUGCCUCCCAACCGCAUUCCUGCCUGUGCGGCGGGCGGUGAGGGCCCAGGACGGGCACACGCCUGUCCAAGCCUUGAGAGCAAAGCACAGAGAUCUACAAAAAUAAGAUUUCCACUCAGAGAAGUGUCACUGGGACAGUUAAAACCGAGUCCCACACUGGACUCAAAGGGGACACAAGAGAAAUCUCUGGGGGUGGGGAGGGUUGGUGGCUGCGGUUGCCACCAAGGGAAAUAGGGUGACAAGA